AAAACUCUCUUUUACAGAUAAAAUGAGCCAAAAAAGAGGUUUAACUCUUACUUUAAAACUUUAAAAAUUAUUAAAUCCCCAUGAGAAAUAUUCAAAACUAAUGCAAUACAGAAAUUGCAAAGUUAAGGCAUGACCAUUGGACAGCAAAAUGCUCACUGGGUCAGCGGGGUCAGAAAAAACAGGUGGAGAAGAAAAGAAAUGAGUUAAUGUGUUUUUCCAUCUACACCUUUAUUUGAAAAUGUUAUACAACGUCAAAAAAGACUCAGACAAUUGUAUAAUGUUCAAGAUUAGAAAUCCUGUGGGUUAUUAGAAAAGUUGUUAUUAGACAAAAAAAAAAAAAGUUUAUAAAUGAAUAAAUUUACUGUAUUUAACCUGAGUAGGUUAGUAUACAAUCAGCAAGUCAAAUAAUUUUAUCAUUAUUUUAUUCUUAAAAAAGAAAAAUUCCUAAAAAGAAAAUAAAUGUUCUUAAGACAAUAUUUGAGAUAUCUUUUUAUAAUUUCACUUAAACUUCUCAUUUAUAUUUAGAACGUUCUUAAAUUUGGUUUUGUUAAGAAGAUAAUCAUGAAUCUAGUUCCAAAAAAAAAAAAAAGGCAACAGUGUCAAGAACUGUAGGAGUUUUCUUGGAACUGAUCUACUGUUACAGCACAUCAGGUUAAUAAUUACGACCUGACACACCUCACACAAAUGUAAUAUUUGUGUGGGAAUAUUCAUCAGAAGAAUGUAGUUAAGUUGAAUGUGAGAGUUACAGAGAACAGUCAUUUGUAAUCUUUUAACAGUACUCACGUAAAGAUCUAUGUUCAUUUUAUGAUCAUAUUUAGCUUAUACACUGUGUAUAGAUAUUAAAUAGGAGUUUUAUUGAUGUUUAUCAUUUUGGAUCUGCUUUUUUAUUCUUUAAAUUAUUUUGUUUGUCUUUAGGGUCUCCUGGCCCAAUGUUUUUGGUUUGUUUGAGAGUUUCACUAGUAUUUAUAACAUUUUAUGGAAGAUAUCGUUAGUAAGUAACAUGCUUGUAUUGUCUGGAACUUUAUAAUCAUUACAAAAAUGACAAACAAAAAUAUAAGCAAAGCAUUAAAGAAAAGUGCAGGCCAUCCUAGUUAUAUGUAGUUCAGUAAGGUUGGUAAUUUUAAGGUGUAAUUUGUGUUUUAUUGCACUUUUGUCAAAUUAUACGCUGUCAGGCAAAGCUGCUUGCACCUUUACUGUUUGGCUUUCACAGAUCCUAUGCUGGGUUGUACAGUCAAAUUUAAAAACUGAAGUAUUGUACACUUAACUACUUAAACGUGGCAUGUAUACAUUUUUCACAGAUCGCUAAAUUGUAACAAAAAGUGCAACAUUGAUAAAUGUCAUUUGUUUUUUAAUUGUUUAAAAGUUCAGAUGGUUGUGGUUAUGGUAGUGGGAAAUAUUUUUGCUGUGAAAUUUAACAGAAUAAACAUGCAUAUGGUUAGGCAUGAUGUGUUGCUUUAGUUAUUUGCUGUAAGAUUUGUGCAUUUUUAGGAAAACUUCUAAAAGAGGCCCGCAUCAGUGGCUGCGAUACCUUAUCUCUUCAUCACAACAUCGCUUGUAGUUCCUGAAUAGUAAAGGUAAAAUAGAAAAAUCGUUUUUUCGGUUCCUCUUGUGCUGCACUAUAUUUGAACUUAUCUGGCCUGCAUGUCUGCACGAAUGUCUCAAAUUAACUUUGUUCUUGUUGCUUGUUUUGUGCACAUGUAGUAAUUUACAAUGUUAGAAAUUUAUUAAACAGGAUUAAACUGUCCAAGUCAUUUGAUGGAAUAAAGCUAAUCAUAAAUAGCAUACUCAAAAAAGAAAAAAAAAGAUCCUUCUGUUAAUAUACAGAUUUUAUUCAUAGUAAUUCUGAAGAAAAUCACAUAUCCCGCAUAUCCUCAUUGAAUAUAUGGAGUGAGAUCAUCUGUAUUUUAUCUUUCCUUCAGUUAGAUUGAUGUUAAAAAAAAUUGCAUUUCAGAAAUAUUAAGACAAACUGGUGGUUCAGUGAGAAAACAAUUAUACAGCAAAGAGGCAGUGCCUAAGAUUUCUAAAAAGAAAACCUGUGCUUUUUCAUAGUAAAAGAGGAAGUAAGGAAAAUAGAAAAAAGUGCAGUGUGAGGUUAAAUGCAAAUAAAAAUCUUCUGCAGAGUGAAGCCAGAGUAGAUUUGUCUAGAGUCUCUACAAUGGGUGUGCAUGACUCCAAUUCCUUGUGCUUCUGGUGGAGAUUUACACUGGUUUUAAGUAUCUGCAAUAUCGUUUUUACUAUUAUACAUAAACGCUGCUUAACCAUCGAGGAACAUCUGCUCAGAGAAAUGCCCAUGACUCCAAACUGCUACCAUUAUCCAGGAAGGGGUCUAUACGCAGACUGCAAUAUUAUAGACCUGCGCACUGAUCUGGCAGAGGUAGGCCUUGAAGUUAGAUCCCUUUGUAUUGUCGGUGAUAUUUUAAGCAUUCCUGCUGAUGCCUUUUCACACUUACCUUCUUUGGAGGUCCUUCAAAUAGAUGGGACAAGACUGGAGAGGGUUCAAUCUGGUGCCUUUUCAGGACUCCCCAAUCUGAAGCAUUUGUCGUUGCUUUUCAGUGAUGCAAUUUGUAGGUCUGUCACCAUGGAAGCUCUCGCAUUCGCUGGUUUGUCUAAUUUGGAGGAGUUGACACUGAGAGGUCUUAAGUUAAUCAAUGUAUCCAGCAGUAUAUUUGAUCCGUUGGUUAACGUAACCAGACUAGAGAUUAGCAGAACUUGUGCACAGGACCUUAGUGAUAUUUUCUGUUACCUUCCGGAUGGAAUGUCCCAUCUGAAGGACCUGAGUGUGAUAGACAGUGGGAUUUCAACAAUUCAGACCAAAGGAUGUCCAGGGGGAUCAAAGACAUGGCCUGUGACUGUCCUCUCUGGGAUUCAAAACCUUUAUCUAACAGGGAACAGUAUCAAAAUCAUUCGAGCUAACUCUCUAGUUGUGUUUCAGAACCUCUCCAGCCUUUUUUUGGAGUUCAAAGGCAAGUCGCUGGAUAGUAUUUGGGAGUCUGGGAUUGGAAAAGUCAAUGAGUUGAGUUUGACAGGAAAUGUAAUGAAAAAAUAUUCAACAAACUUCAAAGAUUUGUGUCAUCUGGUCACCCACCUUAAUCUUCAAUCCCUCAGCCUCAUUUUUACAUCAACAGACAGAUUGGCUGCGGAGGACUUAAAGGAGUGUGGGACAACUUUGACAAAGUUAUUCAUCAGCAUAUCAGAAGUAGGCCACCUGGACUUCAGUUUCUGGACAGGUCACAUUGGUUUUCAAGCACUGCAAAUGUCCUAUAUGAAGUUGACAGAUGUUCCAUUCUGUGUUGCUGUGAAUGGGACUGUCUGGUCCUUAACUUUGCUGGACCUCACCGGAAACUCAAUUUCAGAAGUUGGCAGAGACCAGUUUGCAUGUAUGCCUCUUCUCGAGCAGCUCUUUCUCAGCUAUAAUAGCAUAAAAACCCUACAGCGGUGUGCAUUUCGUGGUUUGCAUCGCCUCAAAAUUCUCAAAAUUGAUUCGAAUAAGAUCUCACAGCUUACUGCGAAGGAUUUCAGAUCCCUUAAGGCUUUGCAGGUCCUGCAUAUCCAUAAGAACAUCAUUGAGACUAUUGAGGACGGAACAUUUCAGGAUCAGCAGGAGCUUCGCGAGCUGACACUGGGUAGACUGGAGUAUAUUUACGAGUUGCAUCUAAAUAGGAUUUUUUACGGAUUUCCACCGAAAAUACAGCGACUAAGUAUUGAUGCACAUUAUGGAACUACUUUUUACCUGGGACAUACAUCACAGCCUGAGGGAACAUUUGUUUUGGAGCUAAAUGGAGACAGACUGGAUUUUGCUGACUGUAAUACUACGGUCUUUACAGCAGUUCGAGAGCUGAACGUGAUUUGCACCCUUUUCAUAUGCAAGACUGACUUCAUGGCACCUUAUUUCCCAAACCUGGAGUCUUUUGAGAUCUCAGGAGGAGCUGAACGAGCGCCUCUCAUUAACACUAAAAUCAGUACUCUGCACCGUCUCAAGCGUCUCAAGCUCAUCAACCUAAUCUUUUCUAACUCUACAGAUGCUGAAAGCAUCUUCUGGAACCUAACAAGACUCCAGAUUCUAGUGCUGGUAAACUGCCAUCUGAGUUUCCUGACCGAGAGUAUGUUUAAAGACCUGACGUCUCUCCAGCUGCUUCGUAUCUACAGCGACAGUCCUCUGGUCUUGAUUGAUGGCAUGUUCGAAGUUCUUCCAGCACUUACAGCAUUUGUUCUUGAUAAAGUGGAUUUCCAGUGCAGUUGUGAAAAUGGCUGGAUUCUAGACUGGGCGGAGAGCACGGAAAAAGUGCAGGUGAUCUACUUGCAGAUGCAGAAGUGUAUCUGGCACUAUCAGAAACUCAACUUCUUGGCGACCAUGGAGAAGCUGUGUCAUACUCACGAGCAGUACAUCUGCUAUUUAGCCACAGCUGGAAGUGUUUGUCUUCUGCUGUUGGCAGCCGCUGGUUAUCGCUUUGCUCGCUGGCCUUCUGUAGUCCUCUUCUUCCGCCUGAGAGGAUGGGUGGAGAGGAGGUUUGGUAGGCAGUGGCACAGGAGGAUGAGACGCAUCGAGGGGGCUGAUGGGGAGAUAGAGGAGAUGCGGUAUGAUGCCUUUGUGUCUUUCUGUAGCCGUGAUGAGGCCUGGGUCCUGGGGGAGAUGGCUCCUCGGCUGGAGGAACAAGGGAACCCGAGACUGAAGCUGUGUUUGCACCACAGAGACUUUGAGGUGGGUAAAGACAUCAUGGACAACAUCACUGAGAGUAUCCACAGCAGUCAGUGCACUGUUUGUUUGAUCAGUCGGCGGUAUCUGCGCAGUAACUGGUGCAGUCUGGAGAUGCGAGUGGCCACACACCGGCAGCUGGAAGAGCAGAAACACCGUCUCAUCCUCAUCUUCCUCGAACACAUCUCUCCUUUUGAGCUUUCUGCUUUUCAUCGUUUGGCCAGACUGGUGAGAUCACGUACCUAUCUGGACUGGCCCGAGGAUGAAGGCGACAGAGUGCAUUUCUGGGAUCGUCUAAGGAGGAACAUUGCUGAGGAAGACACGGAAGCUUCUUGAAACUACACCUGGUGCGGUCCUGCUUGAACACAAGGACAGCUGUUAAAGAGCAAUUAAACAAAUCUUAUUACUUAUUAUCUUAUUAU
Molecule: messenger RNA, 5115 nt
Organism: Cyprinus carpio (common carp)
Lineage: Eukaryota; Metazoa; Chordata; Actinopteri; Cypriniformes; Cyprinidae
Product: toll-like receptor 12
Biological process (GO): immune response; toll-like receptor signaling pathway; inflammatory response
Cellular component (GO): membrane
Molecular function (GO): transmembrane signaling receptor activity; protein binding
Source: RefSeq, a predicted model, not a curated record